Seriola aureovittata is the source of this 1006-nucleotide messenger RNA. RefSeq names its product glutathione peroxidase 1b (gene gpx1b). Gene Ontology annotation, cellular component: cytosol; mitochondrion. Gene Ontology annotation, biological process: response to hydrogen peroxide; glutathione metabolic process; hydrogen peroxide catabolic process. The transcript is spliced from 2 exons. The record is from RefSeq and is a predicted model, not a curated record. Lineage: Eukaryota; Metazoa; Chordata; Actinopteri; Carangiformes; Carangidae. Gene Ontology annotation, molecular function: glutathione peroxidase activity.
CCGCUCGGCUCCAGAGGAUGAAGGAGGCAAAGCGACUGCUGGGUGUAAACACAAAGUGAACAGCUUCAUUUUAAAUAAAGGGAAUAGGUAGCACAAGAAUGGCGACGAAAUUUUACGACCUGAAGGCCAACUUAUUAACUGGAGAAACCUUUGAUUUUUCCUCCUUGCAGGGCAAAGUUGUCCUCAUUGAAAAUGUGGCGUCUCUCUGAGGUACGACCGCCAGGGAUUACACCCAGAUGAACGAGCUCCACCAGCGGUACUCCGGCAAGGGGCUUGUGAUCCUGGGAGUGCCCUGCAACCAGUUCGGACAUCAGGAGAACUGCAAGAAUGAAGAAAUCCUUCUCUCUCUGAAGUAUGUCCGUCCUGGAAAUGGCUUUGAGCCAAAGUUUAAGCUCCUGGAGAAAGUGGAUGUGAAUGGGAAGGAUGCUCAUCCCUUGUUCAUGUUCCUGAGGGAAAAACUCCCAUUCCCCACUGAUGAGCCAACCGCCCUAUUGAACGACCCAAAGUUGAUCAUCUGGAGCCCAGUCUGCAGGAACGACGUUGCCUGGAACUUCGAGAAGUUCCUCAUCGGGCCCGAUGGAGUGCCGUUCAAGCGUUACAGCAGAAGGUUCCUCACCAGCGACAUUGAAGGAGACAUCAAGAAGCUCCUCAACCUGGCAAACUAAUGAACCGUCCAAAAUGUUGUUCAACCAUUCUACAGCCUCUCAGCACAUAGCCAGCAUUAGUAUCCCUGAACACAUCUAGGGAAUCAAGUUUGUGCUCAUUUUUUAUUUUUUUAACCCCUCCAUAGCUUUUGUAGAUGGUUUGACACUUUUCCAGACCACCUGUGCUCUCUCUUGUACACAAUGUCUGUGUUCUGUUCUUUUACUGUAUGAAGGCAUCCUCUGAAACCAACCAAGAUGUGAGGGGGGUAUCUGAUGAAAUGUAAAAGGCUGAAUGUCUCAGCUACAUUGGGUGUGUGUAAAGCACUGCUGUGGUUUGAAGUAUUAAAGGAGCAAUAAAUGUU